UUUCCGGCACGUGUUUCCAGCCCUUUGGUUGCUUGCCUUUUGUUGCUAGGUGUCUGAGCGUCCUUUCUGUGUACGGUUGCCAGCUAGCAGCUAGCUGUGAAGCUAAUAUCAGAGUUAGAGAACCUUCCUUUGGGGCAUGGAGUGUUUAAACUUCGGAUGGAGACUUUAAUGUGGAAACAACAUCAGAAAGAAACUGCUGAGUGAAAAAGGCUCGGUGUGAUGCUUCCUGAGAGGAGACACCUUGAUGAAUGUUUUAACCAGCAGGGGGUCUGAGAGGUUUCUGACAUUCACAUGAGUUCCAGAGAGGCAGCCAGGAUGGGGGACAUCUUGGCUAAUGAGGCUGAUCUUCUUGGGAUGAUAAAGGAGUUCCUUAAGUUUGAGGACUUUGAAGACACGGUUAACAGUUUUGACAAGGAGUGCAAAAGCAAAGGCAAGCUUGUCUCGAAGCCUCAGGGGAGCGCUCUCAGAGACUCAAAGACUCUUAUCAUCCAGAAGGACCUCUUGAGUUCUUUUGACGAUGGAGACCACAAAGUCUUCUUCGAGCUGUGGGCCGACCAUAUUCCUGCUGAAGUUAAAGACACAGACGUUGAGACCCAGAGUCUGGAGUUCUACCUUCACAUCCACUUCACCAUCUACCCCCUGAGGAGGCACCCUGGCAGACAUGACCAAGCUGAGUUCGAGGAGAGAAUUUCCUUCUUCAAGCGGUACCUGGAGACUCGGGGGGCAGCACUGAGCCAGAGCACAAAGUUCCUGCCUUAUUAUGCUUUGCCUUUUGUUCCCAACCCAACCAUCCAUCCCUCCUUCAAAGAUCUUUUCCAGGACUCCUGGGUACCACAGCUGAAGGAGAAGCUGGAGCAGUUUCUGUCGGUGACACUGAAGCCGUCCAACACCCCGAGGCUGCUGUGUUUAUACAAGGAGGGAGGAAGGAGCACUAAAGAAGCCAUUCAGCAGCUCCAGCUCCAGCUGGUGGAAUCAGACCGACGCAUCUCCAGCUACGUGCGGAAGUACAACAAGAUGCAGGCGGACUAUCGCACCCUGAUUGGAAUCACUGCUGACCUGGUCGACUCACUGGAGGCCACCGUCAGCGGAAAAAUGAUCUCCCCUGAGUACCUGCAGAGUGUGUGUGUCCGCCUGUUCAGCAGCCAGAUGAGGCAGAGCGUGGUGCAGAGCACCGACUUCACCCGCCCUGGAACUGGAUAUUACUCUAUGAGUCCCUAUGAUGAUGGCUAUGCCUCUUCAAUGCUUCGAGCGUCCAUCGCACCACCGAGAUCCAAGGAGGUGCCAAUGCUGCCCUCACUGGACUACGAGAAACUGAAGAAGGACCUGUGUGAUGGCCCGGAUAGACUCCAGGCGCUGCUGCUUCAGGCGCUGCGAUGGAGACUGACUCGCUCACUCCCUGGGGAACAGAGAGACACGGUGCUUCAGGCUUAUAUCAGUAAUGACCUGCUGGAGCGCUACAACACCAAACAGAAAAACGUGCUUCACUUAAUCAGAUCCAAGAACGAGGUUGUCCGACAAUACAUGGCUCGUCUCAUCAAUGCAUUUUCUUCCCUUGCAGAAGGCCGGGUUUACCUCUCCCAAAUCCCCGUUCUUCUCCACCUCCUGACCGAGGCUCUGAGGACCGAGGAAAAAGAGUCUCUGACUCGGGAGAAUGUCCUGGUGGCUCUGCAGAAACUCAGCCUGAGGAGGAACCAGCAGACCGCCAUGAUAGCAGACGAUGUGAUCAGCUGGCUCGUGGAUGAGCUGCAGGACUCAGACUGCCUGAGUGACUAUACCUUAGAGUACUCUGCAGCGCUGCUCAUGAACCUGUGCCUGAGGACCAAAGGAAAGAGGAAGUGUGCAGAGAACGCCAAGCAUGUGCUGAAGGUUCUGACUGACCUCCUCGGACAUGACCACCUUGAGAUUCGUCCGUACGUGAACGGAGCCCUGUACGGCAUCCUGUGUAUUCCCUCUGUGCGACAGGAAGCUAAAGAGAUGAGUGUGGAGGAGAUCCUCCGCUGCUACAGCAAGGAGGAGAACCCAGACCUCAACAGACAGAUAGAGUUCAUCAUUAAGCAGCUGAACUCAGCCGAAGAAGAGGGGCCGGAGUCGGACGAUGAAGAAGAAGAGGACGACAAUGAUGAGGACUUAAUGGAGGCAGACCUCGACAUAGAGGAGGUUCUUCAGCCGCAGCCAAGGGAGCUGUGUGGGGAGAGUCUGCUCACUACAGAGUACCUGGGAAUUAUGACCAACAUGACCAAAGUAAAGAGGAAGCCGUCCCCUCUGCAACAACCGUGUGUUGAUGAACCCCUGCAGCGCCCGGUCACUCCAAGUUCUCAUCGUAAUACCAAUGCAGCAGAUUAUCGAUCCAGCGGUCACGGAGGGGAAGGAGGAAGCCUCCCGUCUUCCCGACACAACUCCAGACCUCCCACACGCUCUGGCAGUCGCCCCAGCACAGCUGACUCCCUACGUCACAGCGUCGAUUCUGAAUGUGGACGCUUGUCCCAGGAGUCCGAGUUGGACGGGUCUUAUGAAGGACGAGCCAGAAAAGGACACUCGCAGGAGGAACACAACGGACACUCUUCAAGUGGAGAUAACAGCCCCGCGUUUGUGAGCAAGCCCAAGAUCCCCCGCACACCGGACACACCAGGCAGCCAGUCGAGCGCCAACCGGGCUCGAGUUCUGACUCUGGCCCCCCAGUUCUCCCAGUCGGAGCCGCAGCAGAGCAGCCGGCCCGGCACCUCUGCAGGAGGAGGGGAACCACAGAGCGGAAGUAAGAAUGGCAGCCAGCUGAAGAGGAGGUGAAGAGGGAGCUGUCACCAUGGAGUAGCACUAUCUCCCCCAGAGCAUCAGGCUUCCUGUAACAUCAUCCCUCAGGUUGCAAACAGGGUCACAGCCACAGAGAUGGUCGAGGGGGAAAAGGUGGAGGAAGAGGAGGAGGAAGAGGAUGAGGAAGAGGAGGAGGAGGACGAGGAGGACGAGGAGGAGGAGGGCUUUGAACAAUGUGAAGGAUUGUCACUCUGCUAUUUGACCCCCAUCCCCCUCUUCUGCUUCAGCACAGGCUUCUUUUGCAACCUGAUCUGAGGUCAGACAAUAAUCACAACUCCCAGAUGAUAGAGGAGUCUCCUGAAUAUGUGCAACAUCCUGCUGGCAAGACAAGUUCACGUACGAUGCUGGACACACUGGACUCCCAGGUAGAGCUCUGAGUCUGGAGAGGGAACUUCUCUCUGGUCACUCGUUCGUUAGAACAUAACUUUCCAUCUCCUCCCUUCUU
Molecule: messenger RNA, 3253 nt
Organism: Notolabrus celidotus (New Zealand spotty)
Lineage: Eukaryota; Metazoa; Chordata; Actinopteri; Labriformes; Labridae
Product: lisH domain-containing protein ARMC9
Exons: 26
Coding region: 292-2784 (830 amino acids)
Biological process (GO): cilium assembly
Cellular component (GO): ciliary basal body; ciliary tip; centriole
Molecular function (GO): protein binding
Source: RefSeq, a predicted model, not a curated record